GGUCCUCCAACAGUUUCCGGUUCGUCACUGCGAAGUUCUUUCUGUACUUCCGUUGAGUGUCCACAUCGCUGAAGUCAUGCCUCUCGCAGAGGAUCUGUUGAACCCCAGCCCCGAGGUGGAAAAGAGGAGACACAAGAAGAAACGUCUUGUGCAGAGUCCUAAUUCAUAUUUUAUGGAUGUCAAAUGUCCAGGCUGCUACAAGAUCACCACAGUGUUCAGCCACGCUCAGACGGUGGUGCUGUGCGUCGGCUGUUCCACGGUCCUCUGCCAGCCCACGGGAGGGAAAGCUCGUCUGACAGAAGGCUGUUCAUUCAGGAGGAAACAGCACUAGUCGGACACCAUUGAGGAGGAGUAUGAUGAAAACUUGCUGGACUUCAAGUAUCACUGCCACGGAGCUGAUGCAGCAAUCAGGGAAUGGAGAGCGGGAAUACAAAUCAUUUCUAUUGACAGAAAUGUUUGGUCUUGUUUUGACCGCAUUACUACCACACAUCCAUUAAAUCUUACCGCUUAAUAAAUUUAGGGUUGGUUGUUUUUUUGGAUAAAAUAAUCCUGCACGUUUGUCAUCCAUUUUUUUGUAUUUAUCUCUUGAUGGCGCUUAAAUUGUCUGGUGAAGAUCAGGCCUCAAAGCUUCACUCUGCACAGCUGAAUAUCUGUGUGUUGGAGCUGGUAACAAAUCCUGACACUCACACAUACAUAUACCAAGUCACGGUGAAGUGAACAUUUCAGAUAAAGAAUGAUUUUAUCAGUGCCUGCUUCAAAGUCAGUGGUGAGGGUUCAGCGCAGGGUGUCCUGCUCUCGGUCUGAUCGAGGGUGGAUUCAGGGAAAGUCAAUGGUGGCAUUUCCUGUUUUUCCUGCUGCUUGUAAAACAGUGAUGUGACACUACAUGACAUCACAAUGAACAUCCAUCAUGGCUGUGAAUUUCCAUGUGCUUGCGAGCUUCCUGUGAAAAUGACAAUGCAGAAUAUAUUCUGGUGGAGUUGGGGAAGAGUGGGAGUGGGAACAUGUAGAGGAAUCACACUAGUUUAAAGAUUUGUGACCCACAGUUUUUACCUUCAGCUUUUGUUUGAGGUGAUGAGCGUGUUCGCUCUCUGAUGGCAAUGAGUUGUACACUGAAUAAAGACAUCAGAAGAGGGAAUGAUUCAAUGACAACUUUCUUGUUGCUAUAGUGAUAUUUUUCUGUGUGUUGCAUACAUAUUUGACACAGAUUGCAAAUAAAAUCAUGGGAAACUGA
Messenger RNA from Hippoglossus stenolepis (Pacific halibut), 1231 nucleotides. Its product is annotated as 40S ribosomal protein S27. Lineage: Eukaryota; Metazoa; Chordata; Actinopteri; Pleuronectiformes; Pleuronectidae. Bases 77 to 331 code for a protein of 84 amino acids. The transcript is spliced from 4 exons. Gene Ontology annotation, biological process: translation; ribosomal small subunit assembly. Gene Ontology annotation, molecular function: structural constituent of ribosome; RNA binding. Gene Ontology annotation, cellular component: ribosome; cytosolic small ribosomal subunit. The record is from RefSeq and is a predicted model, not a curated record.